AUGCAGCUGCUCUCGGCGGCCUGCCGUGCCCUCUCCCUUGUCCUCGUAGUGCUGCUCCUCUCAGCCACCGGCGCCGCACCGAUCGAUGGCGACACGGCGUCCAGCAGCAACGCGGCGGCGUUGACGGCGGCGGGCGGCGUCAACUCCUCAUCGCCCGCGUCGGCGGUCGACGAGACCAUAGAGACGUACCUCUGCCACAUCUGCCUCGGCCGCGACCUGUUGAACAGGAGGGUCUGCCCCACCUACUGGCCCGACUGCCACGCCCUCUGCGACCCGCACCCGCCGCCCGCCGGGCCUCCUGCAUUGCCGGCCGCCCCCAACCGCGAUGAUCCGUGCUACGUCGUGAAGAUAUACAACAACGGCACCCACGCCGUCGUCCAGUACCUGGACUGCAGGCUGACCCGCUGGUGCUCCCUCACGUGUGGCGGAGGCGACGACGUGAGAGCCUUGGGUGCUGCUGCGACCUCCCCCGCGCCAGCAGCUCCGUCGUCCCUUCAGGGCAUGCCGCCGCCGCGCGUCGCCGAAAGGCGGGUGUGCAACUCGCAGGUCGCGGCUCGGGGCCGACCUGUCCCCGGUGGCGCGCGCGCACGCUCUCGGCUCGGAUGA
Messenger RNA from Triticum turgidum subsp. durum (durum wheat), 606 nucleotides. NCBI's taxonomy places the organism in Eukaryota, Viridiplantae, Streptophyta, Magnoliopsida, Poales, Poaceae. The record is from the annotation of a GenBank genome assembly.